Molecule: messenger RNA, 1710 nt
Organism: Budorcas taxicolor (takin)
Lineage: Eukaryota; Metazoa; Chordata; Mammalia; Artiodactyla; Bovidae
Gene: SAMD3
Product: sterile alpha motif domain containing 3
Exons: 10
Coding region: 1-1710 (569 amino acids)
Molecular function (GO): protein binding
Source: RefSeq, a predicted model, not a curated record
AUGUGUAUUCGGAAAACAAUAAUUUUAAAGAAGCUUAGUAUUGAGAGUCUCAAAGAGUCUGCAAAGGAAAAGCUUAGACUGCUGAUUGCUAAAAUUAAACAGAAGAACAACAGUCAGAAAGAGAAACUGAAGACUCCUCUUUUUAUUCUACAGGUGUAUUUACAGGAUACAGCCAUGGAAACUUGGUCAGUGGAUCAGGUCUGCAGUUGGCUGGUGGAGAAAAACUUAGGAGAGCUAGUACAUAGGUUUCAAGAGGAAGAAGUAAGUGGGGCUGCUCUCCUAGCACUUAAUGAUCGGAUGGUUCAGCAAUUGGUAAAGAAAAUUGGGCACCAGGCUGUUCUAAUGGAUUUAAUUAAAAAAUAUAAGCAGAAGAGUCAAGAGCUGAAGUCCCCUGGAGAAACAGCCCCGGUCACACAAGCAGAGGAUGAACAGUCCUCCAGUCCAGCCAGUGGUGAGGAGCAGAUGCCAUCUUUCUAUCCAGCUGACAACCUUGAUAACGGAUUAAUUGAUCACAGAGUACUGAAACAGAGAAGGAACGUGAGACACAUUCUAGCAAGGAAUAAAGCCUUACAAUGGACUAAGUCCUACGUCUUACCAGAGUUUCCUUAUGAUGUCAAGUGCAUGCUAGCAGAACAGAAGUGUCCCGAUCACAGCACGAGGAUAAGGAUCAUUGAGUUCCUCCAGGCAGACAUGACCAAGUAUCUGGAAGGCUCACUGUACCCCACCACCCAGCAGUAUAACGACGUGGUCAAUGCCCUACUGCAGGCCCACCCUUUCCUGGAUGAGGACGGCUGUGGCUUUUUUUUAUGGAAACGAGCUCUCAAAGAUCGCUUUAAAUAUGUUCGAAGACCCAUAGAAGAUGAUGAACAAGUGAUGAGAAAUAAGUGUAAAUUUGGACACCGAAGAGGCCAGACAAGGAAAUCUCUUGCUGAUAUAAGAUUUAAUGAAAUUGACACUGUCCAGAUAAAAGAGGAAGCUGUUUGUUUAGAUUCUGAGGUAGAUGAACAUAUUAACUGGUUCCAGCAAGAAUAUGUGAAAACAGAAAAGGACUGGAGAGAAAUUGAUAAGAGGAUGAGCCAGACUUUGGAAAUAAGAAGAAAGUUGAUUGGCGGCAGAACACCUCUGAAGGACGUUCUUAAAAUGUUUCCUUUCCUGCAGUGCCCUUAUCAGCUCUUCAGAGAAUUCCAACUUCUUACAAGAACAGAUAUUUAUAAGAAAAUAAGGCACAUUUUGGAAUCCUAUUCAGAAAAUAUACUGGCUUCUCUUUCUUUGGUGGACAACCCAAUCAAUAUUGCAUUGCAAGAAAAGAUGAAACAGCACACAGAUGAAGACAUGUUGAAACAUAUGAAGAUGACAGCCACUUGUUUACUCCUACCAGAUGUUUUUGGGGAGGAUUCCAGCCUUUUUGUCAUUGUGAAUGACAAGGUGCAAGUGUCCACGCCUGUGCUAGAAGUUAAGAACCCUUUCAACAUGGAUGUCUGUGAAUUUUCUUUGUAUUUAGAAAAAGAGAGACUCACAAAGGUGGAUGACUGUAUUACAGCCUUGGCUGCACUCAUAGCUUCCUUCCAUGUGUUUGGGAUUGAGUGUCCAAGAAGACUGUCUCAAACCCUCAACUUCCUAGAGACACUGAUUUUUGAUGUGCACAGCCCAUAUUCUCCUUCUAUGAAAGAAAAGGAAAAGGAAGUAGGAUUUCAACAUCCAGUCACUUAA